Aspergillus homomorphus CBS 101889 is the source of this 996-nucleotide messenger RNA. RefSeq names its product double-time. The coding region runs from base 1 to 933 and encodes 310 amino acids. The transcript has 4 exons. The record is from RefSeq and is a predicted model, not a curated record. Gene Ontology annotation, cellular component: cytoplasm; nucleus. Lineage: Eukaryota; Fungi; Ascomycota; Eurotiomycetes; Eurotiales; Aspergillaceae. Gene Ontology annotation, molecular function: ATP binding; protein serine/threonine kinase activity. Gene Ontology annotation, biological process: signal transduction; peptidyl-serine phosphorylation.
AUGCCAACCGAGCAACUGGAAAUCACCAUUGCAAAACGCUUCAAACUCCUCCGCUACCUAGGAGGCGGGGGCUACGGCGAAGUCUUCCUGGCCAAAGACCUCCAAACCUCAACAACCGUAGCCCUCAAACUCGAGCCCCUAAGCACGCGCAACACAUUGGAGCACGAAAACGCAAUCUACACCACCAUCCGGGGCCCGGGGAUCCCGAAAGUCUACCUCUACCGCCCGCACAUCGACGACUACCGGCUGCUAGCAAUCGAGCUUCUAGGCCCGACGCUGGAGGACCUGUUCAACUACUGCCACCGACGGUUCUCGUUGAAGACGGUGCUGAUGCUGGCGGACCAGCUGCUGUUGCGGAUGCGACAUAUCCAUCGCGCGGGGUAUAUCCACCAGGAUAUCAAACCUGAGAACCUGUUGAUGGGGGCUGGGAGGAAGGGGAGCACGCUUUAUAUCAAUGAUUUUGGGCUUGCAAAACGGAAGAUUGUGGCCACGAGGAAUGUGAAGUGGUUUCAGGGGAAGAGGGUUAAGGGCGUUGUGGGGACGUAUGUUUAUGCUAGUCGCGCGGCGCAUUGGCGGUUGUAUCAAACGUAUCGCGAUGAUAUGGAAUGCGUUGGGUACACGCUCGUCGAGUUCUUGAAGGGCAAGUUGCCCUGGGAGCAUCUCGAUCACUCGAAGCAUCAGCCUAUCCGCGAUGCUAAGGAGCGCAUCUCUGUCCGGGAGCUGUGUGCCGGUUUACCGGAGGAGUUUGAGCGUUACUUCCACCAUGUCAAUGGGUUGCAUUAUAAUGAGAUGCCCAAGUAUGAGUGGCUCCGUGGGCUGUUUCGGAAGUUGUUCGCCCGGCGUCGCUAUGAGUGGGAUAAUGUGUUUGAUUGGACGGAGAAGAGAUUUCAUGAGAUUAGGGCUGAGUAUGGUGUGGAAAGUGAGGAUGAUUGAUAGAUUGGUUCGGAGGUAAUUUGGGUGCAAGGUGUUUUGGGUAGAGGGGACAAUUGGUUGUUU